UCAUCGUUCUCAUGUUUUUUUAUUUUUUAUUUAUUUUGUAUUUUGCUUUGAAAUAUUAAUGACUAGUGCUAGUGCUUGGAACGGUUCUGAUCGGUUUGAUUAUUAUUUUUUUUUUUUUACUGUUUGUGGCUUUCAUUUUGCAAUUUAGAUUGUUCAAUUCAAUUUAUGUUGAUAGACUAUGAUUGUGUUGGUCGGUUAUUUAAUUCUUUUUGAACAUUUUUUUCUUAACUGGAACUAAAAUUUGAUCGUUCUGUUCUUUUCUAUUUGUUUGUGUAUGUUUUCUGACUAUGGUGUGUUUUACAAUACUUGAUUAGGGAUUUAGAACAUGGUACCUCUUUUGAUUUAACCACAUUGAUUUGUAGCUCCAAUUUUUAUGCGUUUUUCGCUUUUCCAUGAUAAGAUUUUCCUUUUCGAUCCAUGUUAGGGAUCGGGAGCGGACCCGGAUCCCCGACUACUGUGAGAAACGAGAACUUUUAAUUAUCACCAUUGGAUUAAAAUUAACGGCUGUGGUUAUAAUUUUAAUUAAAAGAGGCGUGCGACUGGAACUUAAUUUGUUUCAUCCGUCCAAAGUUCCUGCUUGCUGCUCUUCCUCGCACAUGUUGUGACAUGGAGGAGCGUGUGAAGGCGAUCGUUGAAAACCCUAACUCGAAAUGCAAGUCUCAAGAUGGGUUAGUCGACAAUGAAAGAUGUCUAUGUGAAUUAGCCACGUAAUAGACCCCAUUCGACUUCCUGUAUAUUGCCAAAUUCCACCUAAUUGAGACAGAUACAUAUGGCUUUUAGUAUGAUUUUAAAUUUUCCUUAUAAAUACUUCAUUGGUUUGUUAUAAUGGACUAUUGCCAGGUGGUGUUAACACUAGCUACUUAGGGUGUAUUUAGUUUUGCUUUUGGUAGAAGACAACACGUAGCAAAGAUGCAAAUGACAUUCUGACGACUACAUUUGACAUUUGAGAACUACUUCUAACUUCCCAUAAAAAAAAAUUGGAUUUUGUUACUUAAUGUAUUGGGUUCCAGCUUCGUAAAAAGGCACAUUUAGGACAGAUUUUUAGGAAUAGCCUAUUUUUAUGAUGGAGAUAUCGUGGCGGUGGAAAGGAAGAAUACACCACAGAGGGGGACGAAGAAGUUGAAUUCACAUGCCUUUUUUUUUAUAUAAAAAUGGCUCCUUGGAAUUGGCAUAGGGAGGAAGGUUAUUGUCUCCAGAAGCCAUCAAAUUUUGACAUUUCACAAGAGCUGUGGAACGAAGUUCCUGGAAUUGAAGACCUUCCUAUCGAGCUCGAUGAUGAAACAACCCCUGUGAAGGCUUGCAUGGAUUUUCCAUAUAGUGUCAACGGCAGUGAAUCAAAUGAUAUACAAAAGGAUCAAGAAGAAUGCUCGGAGACUUCUUCGCAAGCCAAGAGACGGCGGAUGCUACAGUUCAACAAUCAGAAUCAGAAUAGGAAUCAUUCCCUUUCAGAUGAACAUAUGUCUUCAGCAUAUCUGCAAUUAAAUGGGACGGACUACUCCAACGAGGAUAUUUUCCCGGAAGUUUCGCAAUGGCUAUCUGAGGAUUCAGAAAAUGCUUCGUCUUCCAACUACGAGGACCUUGAGUCAGCUGAAAAGUGGCUCGCAGAUUGCUUGAAGGAUACUGAAAUCCAGCAAUUAUAUCCUGAUAAUCCGAACUUUUCUGGCGCAGAUGAUGUUCAUAUUGAUGCUACUGAGAUCUGCAAUUUAACACCACCAUUUGAACAGAAUGUGGCUCAGCUUCAAAUCUCUUCAACUCCCAGAAAAAUUGUCUUCAAAGGUCGAAAAUCUAUUAUGAAAACACCAACAGGGUUAUCUUCUUCUGUGGCCUAUCCAUUUGCCUUCGUUAAACCCUGUGGUGACCGUGGAGAUGUCACGCUGAAGGAAAUAAAUAAGCGCAUUCAGUCUCCACCUCCUUCAAAAUCAAAGCAAAUCAAGGAGGAUUAUCCGAAAUCGGCCUUUUCUGGUAAGCCUGUCGUUGGGAAGACAAAAAUACUCACCGAAGGUGGAAAAGGUAGCAUCACAAUUAUGAGAACUCGAGGCUAGCUAGGUGGUUUAGUACUAGCUUUUGUCUUUCCCCAUUUACUUAUGGGGUUGACUUUAUUUUCUGUGAACUACCAGAUAUCAGAUACUUGAGGCUAUCUUGUUUAAGAUUGUUUUCCCUGCCGACGGAACUAUUUGGUGUUCCCAGGCCAUUUUUGUUGAAGCUGCUAUAUAAUCGACGCGGUUUAAAUGCUACAUUUUGUUGACAUAAAUUUAAAGUCAACCAAUACUUUAGCUUUUGAAAUGACAGGUUCAUGAAGUUUGCUCUUAGCUUUUAUUUUUUGGUAUACAGCAGUGGGGCCUAAGCCCAAGUUGUUUGUUCUUAGUUUUUGUAACUGAGUCAAACUUAGUUUAGUUUUAUUAUUUAUGCCUUACUUUUGUAGCUUUGUUUCAUGGAUGCAUUUGAUACAGAAAUUGCAUAUCCAUGCCUGCAUAUAUGUUAUGUGUAACCAUAACUAUCUGUUUUA
Molecule: messenger RNA, 2506 nt
Organism: Medicago truncatula (barrel medic)
Lineage: Eukaryota; Viridiplantae; Streptophyta; Magnoliopsida; Fabales; Fabaceae
Product: protein XRI1
Exons: 9
Coding region: 1152-2042 (296 amino acids)
Biological process (GO): male meiotic nuclear division; female meiotic nuclear division
Source: RefSeq, a predicted model, not a curated record